CGAAGCACUGGCAAGGCUGCGAACACGAAGAGAGAAGUCCGAGUGCGCGAGGGUGAAAGAGAAAUUUAAAGGGCCCGUGUUUCGCGUGCCGAGUGUCUGGGCCGAGAGUGGGCCGGAGGAUGCGUCUGUGAGGCAUGCAGUCGCUGAUUUGGACCGGGCGGCACGUGUCGCGCGCGCUCUUCGGCGGCAUCUGCUCGUGUUCUUCGCAUUCGCAGCAUCAGCAGUACCCUUUGUCUUCGUCGUCGCCCUCGGCGGCGGCCACCGAGCGGCCCGGCCCGGAGGCCAGGCUCGUCUCGGCCAUCUGCGGCUUCCCCAAGUCCGUGAAGAAGCGGCCGGCGGCCAGAAACCAGAUCGGCGACGACGCCUGGUUCGUCGGCAGGCACAAGGCCCUCGAAGUGCUCGGAGUUGCUGAUGGCGUGGGCGGCUGGCGGCACUAUGGCAUCGACCCUGGCGUCUUCUCCGCCUUCCUCAUGCAGACCUGCGAGCGUCUAGUCACGAGCGGCGCCUGCGGCACCUCCGAUCCUGCUAUGCUGCUCGCCAGGUCGUUCAGGGAGCUGCUCGAGAACAAACAGCCCAUCCUCGGGAGCAGCACGGCGUGCCUGGUGAUGCUGAACCGCGAGACGAGCACGGUACACACGGCCAACAUCGGCGACAGUGGCUUCCUGGUUGUGCGCGGCGGGCAGGUGGUGCAUCGCUCUGAGGAGCAAACUCACUACUUCAACACGCCUUUCCAGCUUGCCCUGCCACCACCUGAGCACUCGGGCCGCGUCCUCAGCGACAGACCCGAGUCUGCGGACGUGAGCGACUUCGUGGUGGAGGACGGCGACGUGAUUCUCCUUGCGACGGACGGUGUGUUCGACAAUGUGCCCGACUCGCUCCUUCUGGCCGAGCUGAUCGGCCUGGAGGGCGUUCGGGACGAGUCCAAGAUCCAGGGGGUGGCCAACUCGAUCGCCUGGAUGGCCCGCAGCCUCGCCAACGACCCCAAUUUCCUCUCCCCUUUCGCCAAGAGCGCUCGACACAACGGAAUCGAUGCCAUGGGUGGAAAGCCGGACGACAUCACAGUGCUUUUGGCGACGGUCGCCUUUUCCUGAUCACAAUGACUGACUUUUGCGAUUAAGUGACGCUGGCUCAACCUGUGUGAGACGACGUGCGCGGUCAUAUUGACUCGAUGCGUGCAUUUUAGUAGCGACGAGUAACAAGAAGUGUAAGAAAUGAAUCUGUGAAUGCACAGGUGCUAGAACGAGUGCUUUGUUAGUAAGCCGCCCCUUGCGGCCGCACCGAUGACCUUUUGUUCAAACGAAAGUGCAAAAUAAAUAAAUAAAUACGUGUCUGAUAUUAAGCGAU
Cloeon dipterum is the source of this 1344-nucleotide messenger RNA. RefSeq names its product protein phosphatase PTC7 homolog. Gene Ontology annotation, biological process: protein dephosphorylation. Bases 135 to 1091 code for a protein of 318 amino acids. The record is from RefSeq and is a predicted model, not a curated record. Gene Ontology annotation, molecular function: protein serine/threonine phosphatase activity. The transcript is spliced from 5 exons. NCBI's taxonomy places the organism in Eukaryota, Metazoa, Arthropoda, Insecta, Ephemeroptera, Baetidae. Gene Ontology annotation, cellular component: mitochondrion.